This is a messenger RNA of Silurus meridionalis, 4509 nucleotides long. It is a transcript of the gene mapk8ip1b, whose product is annotated as mitogen-activated protein kinase 8 interacting protein 1b. Gene Ontology annotation, biological process: regulation of JNK cascade. Bases 305 to 2332 code for a protein of 675 amino acids. Gene Ontology annotation, molecular function: protein binding. The record is from RefSeq and is a predicted model, not a curated record. Gene Ontology annotation, cellular component: cytoplasm. Lineage: Eukaryota; Metazoa; Chordata; Actinopteri; Siluriformes; Siluridae. The transcript is spliced from 12 exons.
GAGAGGUAGAGAUACAGAGAGGAAAGGAAAGGUGACCGAAGCUGGAUCAUUAAUCCUAAGCACUUUGUUUUGACAAAUAGCAGUGAGAGACACCGAGAGAAAGAGCAAGAGAGAAAGAGAGAAAAAAGAGAGGGAGUGAGAGAUGCUGCAGUCACUAACCAGACAGAGAGGGAGAGGAGAUUAUAUAAUAGUUAAAGGAAGCACACUGUGUUUUUUGCGCCGUGGUUUGGAUUAGCAGCUAGCAAGAUCAUUGCGUUUCUAUGAUUUCUCUUUCCAUCAAUCUCACGCUGCACUGCUGCACAGGAUGAACGACAGAGCAGAAGAUGGAGGAGAGGGUUGGAUGGAGGAUCAGUGGGAGAAAUGGUUGACCCAUGACAUAAGUUUAGAUGAAUUUGAGGACGAGGAUCUGUCAGAAAUCACAGAGAUCACGGAUGAGCGAGGCCUCAGCCUUAACUGCAAUGGAUUCGACAUCAAGGGUCAUGUGGUGCGGCCGUCCAGUAGCGUUACACGGAGGGUGGAGCCAGGCGCAGCGGGGCAUGUCUGCUCAGAGACGCUUCCCUUGGAGAUGAUCAACGGAGCAGAAGGAACCCACGCUGGAGACACACACGCUACGAGCACACGAUCUAAGGAUACAUACACCAUGGAUACGUACCGGCCCAAACGGCCCACUACACUCAACCUGUUCCCACAGGUGCCCCGCACACAGGACACACUGAACAACAACUCGUUUGGAAAGAAGUACAGCUGGCAGGAGAAAGUCUCACACUCGACCUCAGGCGAUCUGGCAUCCCGUGAGCACAUCUGUCUGAGCGAUGAGGAUAAAAUAAAAACUGAAACCAAAGACUGCGGCACGUCUACAGACAUACCCACAAAACAUCCAGCCCCUCCCAGACAGGCUACUACAUGUGUUGCCCCACCUACCAAAGCGUGUGAGCAGUCAGGGCAUCGUGACCGCAUUCGAUAUCACACGGAUGUGUGCGUAGAAGCUACUGAGGAGAUUUACCUGACUCCUGAUAGAUCAGCCCGCAUGUCGGUCAUCGCUGACGGUGAGGCUCCUCCUCCAUAUCAUCCUCCGCUGUAUGAAAAGGCGAAAUCAGCCAUCAUGGAUGAGGAAGAGGAGGAGCCUCCGCCAUCAUACGCCUCCUGUGUGGCAGCUUCUGCAUCACUUGGUCUCAGGAGCAGGAGAACUAGAAACAGCAGAGGAAGUGCAGAGCUCAGGAGGAGAGGAAGGAAGUUAGAAGAAGUGGAGGAUGAAGACGAAGAGGAUACGAGGAUUUCUUCAAACGGACUGUCGUACGAUUCAGUUAAAUACACUCUUGUGGUUGACGAAGAUGCACAGCUAGAGCUCGUGAGCCUGAAAGAGUGCUUUCACAGCUACAGUGAUGACAGCGACUCAGCCACGGUCUACGAUAACUGCGUCUCAUCACCAUACGGUGAGGAAUUUGAGGAAGAGGAAGUGGAUGUAAAUGAAGUACACACUGCCAGAGGGGCAAGAAGGGGCGGGGCCAGGCGGGAAGCCACUGCUUGCUUAUCAGAAGAAUCCACACCCGAUGCAGAUGUUCCAUUUUCCAAAAAGUUCCUUAAUGUUUUUAUGAAUGGGCGAUCCCGCUCUUCCAGUUCAGAGUCAUUUGGUUUGUUUUCCUGCAUUGUAAAUGGAGAAGAGAGAGAUCAGAGUCAUCGGGCAGUGUACAGGUUUAUCCCUCGGCAUGAGGAUGAGCUGGAGAUAGAAGUGGAUGAUCCUUUACUAGUGGAGGUUCAGGCAGAGGAUUUCUGGUACGAAGGCUACAACAUGCGCACCGGAGCCCGAGGGAUAUUUCCUGCAUACUACGCCAUGGAAGUGACCAAGGAGCCCGAGAAGAUUAAAAAAGUGAGAAGUGCAGACUGGCUGGAGAGGUACAGCCUGAAAUUCCUCGGCUCGGUCCAAGUGCCCUACCACAAAGGCAAUGAGGUGCUCUGUGCAGCUAUGCAGAAGGUCGCCAACAACAGGAGAAUGACUCUGCAUGAUAACCCUCCUUCAUCCUGCAUAUUGGAAAUCAACAUGAAAGGAGUAAAACUCUUAGUGCAGGAUGACUACGGAGUAUAUGACAGAAAUAGUCAGUGCAGUCACUUUUUCCAGCUGAAGAACAUCUCGUUCUGUGGCUACCAUCCAAAAAACAAUAAGUACUUUGGCUUUAUCACAAAACACCCAGCAGAUCAGAGAUUCGCCUGCCACGUGUUUGUGUCUGAAAACGCCACUAAGGCCCUUGCAGAGGCUGUGGGAAAAGCAUUCCAGCUGUAUUAUAAAGAGUUUGUUGAGUUUUCAUGCCCUACAGAAGACAUCUAUCUGGAAUAAACACAGAUGCACGUACAGACUUACAGAAGGACUGUUUUGCAUGAAGGGAAAUGAGGCAGUAACAUAACUAACACUAACACAGGAGGAUCAUGUGGAGAGCAGUUAUCUGCUUUGUGGAUUUUAUAGCAAGAGACCAGAAGAAGUGUUGAAUUUUGGUUUGGACUUCAUAUCACUUACUCACAUGAGACUGAACCUUAAUCAUUGCCUCUGAGGUUUAGAAGGACUCUAUGACCACACCAGGCAAGCCUGGGGCUAAAACUCAUUGUUUUGUACUUCACUGAUAUUAAUGACGCCACAGAAACUCAGAAUAGAUUAUUAGUUUCAAAAUGUAAACAUUAGUAGCUUGUAGCAGAGGUUUUUCUCCACAGCAAAAUUUGAAACAAAAAUGAUCUCCAGGGAAUCAGACAGUUUAUCAUUAUUACACAAGAAAGCAACCCUUCGUACAUUAUUGUGCACAUUUCUGGCCACAAGCUUCAGAAUAUUGCAGGUCUUAUAUUCUGCAGGAAUUGCAGGAAUGUUAUAGUGGCCCUCCAGAACAUGGUCACCAGAUUUGUACUGUUUUGUUUUAAAGCAUUUGAUUACUCAUUGAUUUGUAAUAUUUCAAGUCAAAAAUCCUCUUAGAGUAAGCUUCUUGAUGACGAAAGAAAUCAGUUGAAUAAGGGUAGUUUGGCGCUAACAUUACAUGGAAAUAUUCCAUCAGAAACAUACAGACGUUAAACCUUGUUGCGCAGAGACUUCUUAGACAGGAAAACCCUAUGUCCCUGAGCUACAGUGACUCUAGAGACAAAUACUUUAUGUCAGGGGGCACAGAAGAGCCGGUUUCUGGAUUGUAAGGCUGCCUAUUUUUAUUUAAUUUUAAUAUUUAAUAUCAUUUUAAUAUUUAGAGUUGCUAUUGUGGUCAGUCUACUGGAGCUAGCUGAGUAAAUCGCCUCUUAAUUCACCCAGUUCAUCAGCAUCAAAACCGCAGUUCUAAAUCAUCACACAACCACACACACACACACACACACAAGCCUCAGACUACUUAACAUUGAAUAAGGAGUCUUUAAUAAGGAGUCAAUAAGGAUUGAAUAAGGAGUCAAUAAUGAGAAACAGCAGUAGGGGUUAUUCUGAAGAUGAAAACAGGCAGGUUGUUUAGGUGGAACUGCGCAUUUGAAGGGAUUCAGAGGUUAAUACUUUUCCUUAUUUAAUAUAUAAAUUCUAACGUAAUAUAAGAAUUAUGGACAAAUUUUGUACCCAACAGGUGCAGUCAGUUGUGGCUCUUCCUCCUGCGCCUCGCGGAAGUCCUGCUACUGACGGAGAUAAAUGACACAAAUGCGUGAUGUAGUCAAAAAUCAUUUUAUUAGAAGAUGAUAAAGAAGAAUUAUUGCUUUUACAAUGAGAACAGAUUUGUUUUAUUUUAAUUAGCACACAAUCCUUUAUCAUCUAAGAAGAUUUUAAAGGUCAAAGUGGUUUUAAUUUCACGUUGUCUUUCGAUAUCGAAAAAAACUGACUUCUAUGGAUAAAAUGGUGCUAAAGGAGAUAAAUGUGUAUUAAGUUGGAGAUGAGAGACGGAUGGACGAGCUAGGAAGAUUCCACAAAGCUAAACUAAUGGCUAUUUUUUGCUUUUUGUUUAAAUCAGAACAGGAGCAUACAGAGCUGAGAUUUAAACAGAACAUACUUCCUGUUUAAAGUUAUUUUUUGGGAAGCACAUUUCACUAUACAGUAAGUUCACUUUAUUUCCUAUAGUGCCUUUUUUCAUUAUUGAGUUUCCCAAUCAUAAUUCUGGCCCUUGAAUGUGUGUUUAAUUUAACGGUUGUUUUUUGCAUGCAGGGUCAGAGAAGAAAGGAGUGUUUAGAGACAGGUGUAUGUCCUGUCACUGAUUUUACAAGGGCUAAGAGAAUAUAUAUAUUUCAGAUUGACAUGCGGAUGCGAAGUGUCAUUUUGAUUUACCCAUUACAAUGUGUCAUUCUAUAAACCUUUUAUUAUGCAAUUUUUUCCCGAAAAGAAUUUGAUCUGUGUUUGGGAGUGUUUUGUUGUUGGUGUUUUCAUUCCUUGCUCCAUGAAAUUCCUCCACAACCAGCAGGAUGAACUCCUGAGUUCAUUGUCAUAAGCCAUUUUGUAAAAUAUGAAUAUACUUUCUGAAAUGUAAAUUUUAUUCUGGAAUUAAACAAUGACAAUUAAAAGCUUUCUCUUCUCUC